AUGGCAGGCCUACACACAAAGUCAGCCAUGGGCGCCCCCUUCUCCUUGGCCGCGGCCUUCCGAAGCCUUUCUAUCGCUGCGCCGAAGCGAUCUUUCUCAACAACUCCAGCAAUCCAGUCGAUCCCGAAACUCCCGCCACAAGCCCCAGUCUACCCCUACGGACCAAGCCAAUGGUACAAGCAGCAGGAUUCUGGUCUGUACGGAGGUGCCACCAUCCAAUUCGGCAAUAAGAUCUCCAAAGGACGCAACGAAGGCAAGACACGACGAAGCUGGAAGCCCAACGUGCGCCGGAAGAAGAUCGAGAGUGAGGCCCUAGGCCAAGAGCUAUUCAUCAAGGUCACUCGUCGUGCAUUACGCUCAAUCAACAAGGCCAAGGGUCUUGACAACUAUCUGCUCUCUGACCGUCCAACUCGCAUCAAGGAGCUCGGUCCAUUCGGCUGGAACCUCCGAUACCAGGUCAUGCAAUCACCGAAGAUUCAAGCGCGGUUUGCGAAGGAGCGCAAGAGUCUUGGUGUACCCGAGCCUCCAUCACUCGCCGAAUUCCUGAAGGCUAAGGAGGCAGAGAUAGAACAGAAGAUUCAAGAAAUUGACAUUGACGCAAUGACCAAGCCUCGUCGCACGAAGCUACAAGGCCAGAAGUAUGGUUCCUUGAACUAG
This is a messenger RNA of Penicillium soppii, 657 nucleotides long. Its product is annotated as mitochondrial 54S ribosomal protein bL28m. Bases 1 to 657 code for a protein of 218 amino acids. Lineage: Eukaryota; Fungi; Ascomycota; Eurotiomycetes; Eurotiales; Aspergillaceae. Gene Ontology annotation, cellular component: mitochondrial large ribosomal subunit. The record is from RefSeq and is a predicted model, not a curated record. Gene Ontology annotation, molecular function: structural constituent of ribosome. The transcript has a single exon.